AUGGCGGAGAUGUUCUGCCAACAGUGUAGAACGCCGUUGAAGCUUCACGGCUCUCUUCAGAACCUCAACCCUGCUGCAUUAAACUUACUACAUGGAUCACCAGCAUCAUCAUCAACAUCGAAACAAACCGUCUUCGAUCCCCGAACGCACUCCUCAGCUAGUCAUGCUCACGGCUCUCUUCGAAAAGACAUAUACGAACAAGCUUUAAUGAAUGGCAGUCAUCCGGUCGUUAAACGAAGUAUACCAAAUGCUCCAAAAAAUUCAUCGCCCCUCGCUGGUGUACCGGCAAACAUGGCCGAGUCCUUCGUCAUGCUCUCGGACUCGGUCAUACUGCGAACGCCUCAACCUAUUGUCGGAGAAUCGAUGCAGAAUGGUGGCUUAGCGACAACACCGAGCGGGAUUACACCUGAAGACUCGUUGUCGCAUAAGAUGCAGACAUCGAGACGAUUGUUUGAUGUUUUGAGCGCUAGAUCAGAUAUCGAUUACCCGAUAUGUAUGGAGUGCACGGAGCUACUGGUGGAAGGGCUACAAAAACGGCUGGGAGAAGCUACUAAGAGUAGAGAUGGGUACCAGCAGUUUUUGAAGAAGUUACAGGCAGAAAUCCCGACAGAUGCCGAAGCUGCCAAAGUGGAAGAGGAUCUUGAAAAAGUUAGGCAGGAGAAGGAUGCUGCUUUACUGGAAUUAGAGGAUUUGGAACGUGAGAAAGCUCAGAUAGAAGCCGAGAUUGCAGAAGCUGAGGAGGAAUCAAAGAGAUUGGAGGCCGAGGAAGAAGAAUUUUGGCAAGAGAGGAACCUCUUUUCCCAACAACUGGAAGAGUUUCAAAACGAGCGUGAUAGCAUCAAUUUGCGGUUCGAUCACGACACGAAACAGUUAGACAAGUUACAUCGUACGAACGUAUACAAUGACACGUUCUGUAUUGGACACGAUGGGUUUUUUGGGACUAUCAAUGGUCUACGGUUGGGGAAGCUUCCGUCACAGCCUGUGGAAUGGGCAGAGAUAAAUGCGGCAUGGGGUCAAACGCUCCUUUUGCUGCAUACCGUGGCCGAUAAGCUCGGCUUCGUCUUUGAGAAUUACAAGCUGAAACCGAUGGGAUCUACUUCGAAAAUCGAAAAAAUGGAACCGAGACAAAUGGACACCACAUCGAGCCGGAUCGGGGCUGCACUAGGGGCUGUGAGUAGGAGCGAUGUUCGGGUCCAAACGCUGGAGCUGUUUAGCUCUGGUACAAUUCCAAUGGGCCAUCUGUUUGCACAUCGCAAGUUUGACGGUGCUAUGGUUGCAUUUCUUGAUUGCAUAAAGCAAUUGGGAGAGUUUGUUGCCAGAGCAGAUCCGACUGCGGUUCUCCCGUAUACGAUAGUGAAGGAUAAGAUUGGAGAUGUGUCUAUACGGCUGACAUUCAACCAAGACGAGCCAUGGACAAGGGCUUGCAAGUAUACUUUGACGUGUGCUAAGUUUCUACUGGCUUAUGCGUCGAACCAGGGACUUGCUAGACGGUUGCAGCAACAGCAACAGCAGCAACAGCAGCAAUCACAGACAAGAUAA
This is a messenger RNA of Orbilia oligospora ATCC 24927, 1539 nucleotides long. RefSeq lists its product as uncharacterized. Lineage: Eukaryota; Fungi; Ascomycota; Orbiliomycetes; Orbiliales; Orbiliaceae. The transcript is spliced from 3 exons. Gene Ontology annotation, biological process: late endosome to vacuole transport; autophagy; cellular response to nitrogen starvation. The record is from RefSeq and is a predicted model, not a curated record. Gene Ontology annotation, cellular component: phagophore assembly site; phosphatidylinositol 3-kinase complex, class III, type II; phosphatidylinositol 3-kinase complex, class III, type I. The coding region runs from base 1 to 1539 and encodes 512 amino acids.